Molecule: messenger RNA, 1239 nt
Organism: Paramecium primaurelia
Lineage: Eukaryota; Ciliophora; Oligohymenophorea; Peniculida; Parameciidae
Source: the annotation of a GenBank genome assembly
AUGGAAUUUCAUUCAAAGAAAUUAGAGGGGCUUUAAAAUAAAUUAUUAAUUGGGUAAUUCAUUUAAGUAAUAUAAACAAUCGAUAAUUUGAGGAUAAACUUUGUCGAAUCUAUUUUGAAUAUGAAUUAUAGAAUCCAUUAAAUAAUUUGAUGGAUGAUUUGUCUGUAAAACAAUCAUUGUCAGAAUUCCUUAAUAAGAUCUAAGAUGUAAGUAGAAAAAUAAUUUAGAUUACAAGUUUAAUCAAUUUUGGUUUGAAACCUAUAGGCUUAUAUUUUAAAGGUGAAUUGCCAGAGUAUUGCAGAAACAAUAGCAUAUUAAAAAAGAUUUGCAAUAUUUUUAAUAUUGAUACUUUGUUAUUAUAUUCUCAAAAUUAAUAAUUGGCAUUCUCUUCAAAAGUACAUUAAUUUUUAAUAUUAAAAGAAUAUAACUACAAGUGUAGCAAAUAUCAAAAUUAUCGACUAAUUUGAUCUAAGAAGAAUUUAAUUAUAAACAAGUUUAAGAUUCAAUCUAGGAUAAUAAAUAAAUGUCUAAAACACAUUAGAUAAAGUCCGUAAAAAUUAUGAAAACUUAAAUCUCCUAAAUUAUGAUUAAAUAUUAUUGUAAUAACAAUAAUUGAAUGAAAUUACCAAUUAGAAAGAAAUCAUUUUAGGAUUUUUUGCAGCAUAAACAUAAUCAAGUGAAUGCGUUCAAAAUGAUUAAACUUUCAUACUUUAAGGGGACUUGUCGAUUUUAAUUUUAGCUGAUUCAAAAAUUACCAUACAAGAUAUAAGAACAGUAUAAAUUGCAUUAAUAUUUUAGUUAAUUUUGAAUGAUAUCUUAGAAUCAGUGAAAGUAAGAUUGUCAUAAGAAUUGAAUCCUCCAUGUUAUUUGGCUAAAAGAUUAUUAAUAACAUUUAAGUAGAAUGAUUUAGUAUUGUAAAAUUAUAUAGAUCAUGAAUUUAAUAAAGAGUAAGAAAUCAAUUACAUAAAUUAAUAUUUUCCAAAUUUGUAGAUUGAUUAGAUUAAAAUUAUGGAAAGUAAAUAAAUAAUAAAGCUUGAAUAACCAAAAUAAUAAUUAUAAUAAUAAUAAUAAUAGUAAGAGCAAGUUAAAGAAAAAAUUUAAGAGAAACCAAAAGAAGUAGUAGAACAAUAAAAUUAAUAGUAAUAAUAAGAAAUAAAAGGGAAAGUUAAAUAGGAAUAUUUAAUAAUGGUGGCAAUAUUUGGUAUACUGAUAGCAAUAUAUUUGAAAACAUUAUUUUGA